Fusarium verticillioides 7600 is the source of this 2612-nucleotide messenger RNA. RefSeq lists its product as hypothetical. Bases 479 to 2089 code for a protein of 536 amino acids. Lineage: Eukaryota; Fungi; Ascomycota; Sordariomycetes; Hypocreales; Nectriaceae. The record is from RefSeq and is a predicted model, not a curated record. The transcript has 5 exons. Gene Ontology annotation, cellular component: Golgi apparatus. Gene Ontology annotation, molecular function: GTPase activator activity. Gene Ontology annotation, biological process: activation of GTPase activity.
GAAUAGGUCGACCAACCCAACCUACUGACUUUCUUGCACUUCACAACAUCAUUGCGUCGCGUUACACCGCAGCAUGUGAAAUACCUUCCAAGGCUCUUUUCCACGGCCUCCUUUCCUCUUCAGCGAACCAUGUGGCCGUCAUCCGGGAGCGGCAAGAAGCCCGCGCAAUCUGUAAGUCAUGACUAUCAGCGUUGAAGCUCUCUGCUCUGUACUCACGAGACUCGACGUAAUGGCGCCCGCCUCUGCUAACAGCCCCACCGCCCCAGGAGAUGGUCCAAGUCGACCGAUCAGAGUAUGUAUUCGCUGAUAUCGAGUUCCAUACCCUCCAAGCUUGUGCGCUGAAGCUUAUACAACUAGGUCCGUAUCGCCAUUUUGGAGACCGCCACCACGAGACAGCUCUACCCCAAAGAGAAACAUCACGUCGCCCACAGGCCAUGGCUCAGGUCUUGUUGUUGGCGCCUCAUAUUCGCAUGCGGAUAUGCUCAAGUUUGACUCCUUAAACCUCUCCAACUCAUCUCGACCACGAACACCUCCUUCUUCUUCUUCAGCUAAGAUCCGGAUUCAAGAAGCUUCUCCACCGCCGAGGACCACGCCUGGAAAGAAUGGUUCACCUCCAUACAAGAGCUAUAUCAACUUUCUCUCCAAUACAAACGAUGACUGGAAAGCAGAUGAGGACGACAUGAUGGGCUACGAGGAUGACGAUGGGGAUGACUUUGGUUUGCCAAGUUUGUCGAGUAUGAAGAGAAGAACACGGCGCAUCGCCACACAGAACAAGGCCGAAUCAAGCACAUUAUCACCGACAACAGAAGGGCCUCCUAAUGCUCUCUCGGCGAGACGAUACUCAAAUAGUGCCGACAUCGCAAUAGAGCGACCGGCGCCCACAUAUCCCAUGCCCAAAAAGAGUGAGGGGAAGAUUCUUCGGCCUCAGUAUAAAGAAAUCUUAAAAGACCCCGCCAACGCUCUGCAUCUCAUCAACUAUCCCACGGUUCCUGCCAAUGCCACUCCCAAGGAAGCCGAUGCCAUAAACUCCCGAAUUACUCGUAUUAAUAAGUUUAAGAAGCUCUUACAAGCGUCCACUAUUUCACUGCCUGAUUUGAGGUCACUCGCCUGGUCUGGUGUACCACAAGAGGUGCGCGCCAUUACCUGGCAACUCCUCCUCAGCUAUCUUCCUGCGAACAGUGAGCGCCGGGUCGCCACCUUGGAGAGAAAACGGAAGGAAUACUUGGAUGGUGUACGACAGGCAUUCGAGAGAGGAGGAAACGCCACGACCACUGCAGCCAACACAGCCCCAGCCGGCCGAACAAGGGGCCUUGACGAGGCCAUCUGGCAUCAAAUCAGCAUCGAUGUACCCCGGACAAACCCGCAUAUUGAGCUGUACAGCUAUGAAGCUACGCAGCGAUCACUUGAGCGCAUUCUGUAUGUGUGGGCUGUUCGACAUCCUGCCAGUGGCUAUGUGCAGGGCAUCAACGACCUUGUAACGCCUUUUUGGCAAGUCUUUUUAGGAAUUUAUAUUGGAGAUCCUGAUAUCGAGUCUGGAAUGGACCCAGGACAGCUCCCAAAGUCCGUGUUAGACGCGGUGGAGGCCGAUUCCUUUUGGUGUCUGACAAAGCUUCUCGAUGGUAUCCAGGACCACUAUAUCGUGGCGCAACCAGGGAUUCAACGCCAGGUAGCUGCUCUCCGUGAUUUAACAGCACGUAUAGACGGCAACCUGUCCAAGCAUUUGGAAAAAGAAGGCAUCGAAUUCAUACAGUUUAGUUUCCGUUGGAUGAACUGUCUCUUGAUGCGUGAGAUCAGCGUCAAAAACACAGUUCGCAUGUGGGACACUUAUCUGGCUGAAGAGCAAGGAUUUUCCGAGUUCCAUCUAUAUGUGUGUGCGGCCUUCCUUGUGAAAUGGUCAGAUAAGCUCCUGAGCAUGGACUUUCAGGAGAUCAUGAUGUUCCUCCAAAGCCUUCCCACUAAGGAUUGGACGGAGAAGGAUAUUGAGCUACUCCUGAGUGAAGCUUUCAUUUGGCAGUCCCUUUUCAAGGGCUCUGCCGCACACCUAAAAGGCCAACCGGCCCGCGAACCUGUUACCAACCUACAGCUGUGAAGAAUCCCGUUGUCUUGUACAGAGUUGAAUGACCAUAUGGGAGCGACUUUUGGAGUUGGUUCAUAAAGGGCGUGGCAUGGAAUUGUAGCAAUGAGGUAUUGCUACAAUAUAUUGGCAUCGAAAUGAGGAUGGGAAGCCAUGAUCGGCAUCUUCCUCUUGUAUCUGAUUCCUGACUUUACAAUCUCGGCAAAGUACGGAGUGUGAGUCUUUGUGGUAGGGUUUGGUAUCAUACUUAUUAUCUAGGGUGGAUUAGCCCAACUUCCUACAGUCGAGAAUUAAGAAUUAGAGGACCCCUUCUAUUCCAUCUCGUCCUUAUCUUUCAUUCAUCCAACGUCAUUUGUUUUGGGGUAUGCCUCAAUUACAUGAUUUUGCCGCCCAAGUAUAGAACGUUUUUUAGUCAGUCAAGCGUCUUGAACGCCCCGUAUGCCAUCCAAAUUAUCUCAGAUAUCCAGCCACUCGUAGAGAAACAAUCCAACUCCGUAACGCCACGCCGUGAAUAUUAAUAUAUACGUGAGCACCUAAA